Messenger RNA from Penicillium digitatum Pd1, 2226 nucleotides. RefSeq names its product F-box domain protein. The record is from RefSeq and is a predicted model, not a curated record. Gene Ontology annotation, molecular function: protein binding. Lineage: Eukaryota; Fungi; Ascomycota; Eurotiomycetes; Eurotiales; Aspergillaceae.
AUGAGCUCGUCAACAGCGUUCCCACACGGUGAAGUUUUCCGAUUCUCAUUUUCAGGGAAUGGUCGACUGGUUCUCGGCAUCAGCUCUUCUCGCAUUGUCAUACUAGACGUGGCCACUGACCCAGUCGCUGUCAAGCAUGAGCUCAAGACUCGAAGGCGACCACUGGGAGCCACAAUCCGUCAUGACGGCUCUCUUGUUGCUGUUUUGUCUUCCACGCAUCGAGUUCACAUCUACCAGCUCUGUGAUGAUGAAGCCAAGCAUCUUCAAGUUAUUACGUUGAACGAUGCUCCAAGGAACAUUGAAUUCUCUCCAGCAGGUAGUGUGUUAGCCUUGGCAUUUCAGGAUAGUAUUGAGAUAUACGCUGUGGGCGAAGGGGCUUUGUCAACCGACCGCCGGGCGGUGCGUUGCCCCCGUGUCGAUGCACUUUCAUUUUCGCCUGAUGGAGCAAUGCUUCUUGGCUUUGUGGCUGAAGGUAUCACCACCAUCACUCCUCCUUUUUAUACUGAGACUGGAACGGAUGCCUCGCCCGAGGAACUUGAGAUGCGAAUGUGGACAACACAAAUCCUCUUUCCUGAAACCAUUAGUUGCCGUAUCACUCAUGUCUCACUUGUUACUGGUCAAGGAGAAGCUGACGAUCACUGGGUCAUUGGAUAUGAUAAACAAGUGGGAGCGUUUAGGGCGCUCCAAUUAAAUAAGAAUGAAGGUACUGUUUACUUCUGCAGCCCAUUUCUCGCAGAUGAGUCUCGGGAAAUACGGCCAAGCAUGAGACCCGCCACAGAUGAUGCGGGAGAACUUUCUGUUUUGGGAUUCCAAGAUUCAGAAUUGUGGAUAUAUGGGAUGCCUGACUUGGGUGCAAGUAAAAUCUCUGGUACCCAGGUUGGUGGUGGUCAUCAUUUUGAAGAUUGUCCGCCUCACGACAACCUAGUACAACUUCAGAAGAUUGUUCAACAACCGAAGAUCUUGGUCCGGGGGCGGCGGGUGAGUGGCAUGCGUGGGAUCACAUCCGCUCAUUGGGUACGUUCAGACUCAAGACGUCGUCGGAGACUCGUCGCGGUAGCGCCUGGUGGUGUGCACUCACAGAACUUUGGCGAAGAAGAUAUUCCAAUUGACAGUGGCCGAAUCCUCCUCCUUGAUUUUGAGCGCUCCAUUAGGAAUGGUGAAACGAUUGAGCUUGAUAUCGAGGUCGGAGAAACCGCACCGAAGAUUCUUAUGGAGCCAGACUCUUCUUUGGCCACAGAAGUUGAACUUGAAAGAAGGCGAACACGAAUACAUCGUGGCGAUAAUGCUACAACUUUCGCAGCCAUUGGUAAUCUAGCGAUUACUCGAGAAUCUCGAGCUCCGCCACUUAACAGCCUUGCAAUUACUACCUCGCCAAGCGAGACUUCUCGAGGCGAUAUAAUCGACCUUCCAUAUGACAAUACGCAGCCUCGUUCCAGUGAGAUUCUACAUCGAGCCGCCACUGCGGCUGCAUCUACCCGUGGGCGAUAUGACCCUCGAUAUCGUAAUACCUUCAACGCCCCUCGACAAAUCCCUCAUGAGAGUGACGCCGACAAUUGGGUGCCACCUCCUCCUCCUUACAAACGCGAGACAGUGGACCCGUUGCCAGAUGAUCUACAGCGAAUGCUUCUCCACCCAGUCAAUGCCGCCAAUUCUACCCUCCAAGCUGAAAAUGAAGCAACCCGUCCACGCUCACAAUCUGUCAAUUUUCAGAAUCCAGAAACUUUGACUGGCGCCAGGCACACAGAAAAUUCCAAUGCCGGAGACUUCAACCCAGAGCAUUUAGUCCCCCGAGAUUCGUUCACAAUCAACCUUUCAGAAGAACAGCCUGGAUCUAUUUUGCGUUCACCUACAACGAUUGAACCCGCUACGCCUACGUUUGCUGUGUAUCCAGCUGAAAUACCCCCACACGAAAACAGCAUGUCUCUUCCAUAUUUGAGAUCCUCAGCACUGGGCGAUGCACAUGGUGAUGCUUACUUCCCAUACUCUGUAUCAUCGCCAAACCUUCUUCACAUUCCACAGCCAUAUGAUGACGGACAGGGCACUGUAGCAGAUGACGAGCAUGAAAUAUCUCAGAGGCAACAGUCUUUCCGCAGGAGGGUUUCAACAGAACCCUCUAGCUUACCGCCACCAACGAACGAGGAAUGGCGCCGGCGCAUUCAGGAUUGGAAUGAUAACACGAUUAAGGAGCGGGGUCGUAAACGAAGGGGGAAGUGCCAUGUCAUGUAG